This is a messenger RNA of Salvelinus sp. IW2-2015, 1847 nucleotides long. RefSeq lists its product as uncharacterized. NCBI's taxonomy places the organism in Eukaryota, Metazoa, Chordata, Actinopteri, Salmoniformes, Salmonidae. Gene Ontology annotation, molecular function: protein binding. The record is from RefSeq and is a predicted model, not a curated record.
GACAGUGUAGCCAAUGCUUUAUAACAAUGAGAGGGUUACCGGUGGAGAGUUUUUUUCUUUAAAAAAGUGUUUAUGAAUGCAUCAAUAAUAGUGUAAGAGGACAUGGCUCUGAAAUCUGUUUUUGGAUUACUUCCUUACUUGUAUUGCUCAUACAAAUGAAUAAUGGAGGCGGUUAGGUGCGUGAUAGCCUAACCUUGCCUGAAACCGGAGACCUAGGGUUUAGCUCAGCAGGCUAACACAUUCUUGUCAAAUUGGUGGCGUGACCCAGAUUUAGUCAGUGAUUCCUAUAAACUGGGGUCAUUGAGGAGAAGGUGAUAACCUUGCCUGAGACUUGAUAACAGGUAACCUAAUACCUAGGCUUUAGCUCCGGGGAUAACAGUAUAGUGGAAUGCAGAGUAGAAGACAUCUAAAAAGUCGAUUAGGCAGAAGUUGGAUUUUCAGUCCUAACCAAAUUAACAAUAAUGAUCUAUUCCAUUCUAUUCAUAUUCUACCGGUAAUUCUACAAGCGGAACCUUUCAUUUUUAGGAUUGUUGGCGGGAUUACUUAUAUUGAGACAGGAUGUGGUGUAACCAAGGUAGAAGUGUUGUCGUUUCCAAAGAAACGAUGGGCGUUGCCAGGGAAGUUAGUGCUGUGUCAGUGACAUGAUGAGCCAUUUUUACAUUGUAGCAUCAGUUCACAACAAUACAUUUUUAAAUAAUUAGCAUUGACGUUAAACAACAAAACUGGUUAGUUAGCCACAUUAUAGCAAGCUGACUAGCAACGUUGUAACACUAGCAAAAAUGCGGCCACAAAGACAACAGACCAACAACAAUACAGCCAUUACAGGAAGGUGUCUUUCUCCCACGGUCAACAGCUAUAAACUGCACUUUACAGCAGUGAACUCUCAAAUACCAGAGAGAAAUGUUCAGAGACCACUGGACGUCCGAUGGUCUAAAGACUUUACAAACAGGAUAAACAUGGACACCAUGAAAAUUAAUCCACCAAGACAAGACAGCAAGCUUAAUGCAGACAGUGGCGGCGGCAGGCCUCUCCACACCCCUGUGCUGGCGUUUGUCAGUGAGUUUAUGGGCCCUGAGCGUCCCCUCCUACCCCCUGCUGCUGCUCUACCCAGUGGGCAGACUGGUGACCUGGGGCCACAGCCACACAGAGUGAAGCCUAGGAGAGCAACCCACAGUGCAGGGGCCAUCAACUCCCACAGUACCUCACCCCUCACCCUGCCAACUGGACCAGGUGAUGCCAUAUCAUUGAGUGAGAAUUCUCCCUCUAGUUUUCCAAUUGCCUUUCGUUCCUGUGAUGAUUGUGCUUUGAGUCCUGAGCGACUAGAUUUGGACAGGCGUGGUCUGGAGGAGUGUCCCCUGCUGGAGGGCAUGGUUAGGCUGCGGCUGCUUAACUUUCAGCACAACCUCAUCACGCACAUCCACAAUCUGUCUCAUCUGCGGCACCUGGCUUUCCUAGACCUGUAUGACAACCACAUCUCCCAGAUGUCUGGCAUCUCAGCCCUGGCCUCUCUCAGAGUGCUUAUGCUGGGCAAGAACAGAAUCCAGAGGAUAUGCAGUCUGGAUAACCUGACUAAACUAGAUGUUCUGGACUUGCAUGGCAAUCAGAUCUCCCAGAUAGGGAACCUCUCCCACCUGUCUGAGUUGCGCGUGUUGAACCUGGCAGGGAACUGCAUCUCCAGGGUGGACAACCUGCAGGGCCUGGACUCACUGACCGAGAUCAACCUGAGACGCAACUGCAUCUCCACUGUGGUGAGGGAGAGGAGGGGAGAGGAGAGGAGGGGAUUUUAUUUCAUAAGGAUCCCCAUUAGUCGACGCCAAUGGCGACAACUAACAUGGAUGGACGUCUAA